AUGACCGGACGUGGCGGCGGCGGUGGUCGCAGAGUGCUGCUUCCUCCGAUUAACUUCAUCUUCAGGCUCCUUCAGCAGCACACGACUGUGCAGAUUUGGCUGUACGAGCAGCUGUCGAUCCGAAUCGAGGGAAAGAUCAGGGGCUUCGACGAAUUCAUGAACCUGGUCAUCGACGAUGCAGUUGAAGUGAAGCAAGUUACAAAGACGAAUCCGGAGGAGUCGCGGCGUUCAUUGGGUCAAAUAUUGCUGAAGGGGGACAACGUUUCUCUCAUUCAGAGUUUAUCAGGAUAA
Messenger RNA from Colletotrichum karsti, 291 nucleotides. RefSeq names its product LSM domain-containing protein. The record is from RefSeq and is a predicted model, not a curated record. Gene Ontology annotation, molecular function: RNA binding. Bases 1 to 291 code for a protein of 96 amino acids. NCBI's taxonomy places the organism in Eukaryota, Fungi, Ascomycota, Sordariomycetes, Glomerellales, Glomerellaceae. The transcript is spliced from 4 exons. Gene Ontology annotation, cellular component: U5 snRNP; U1 snRNP; U4 snRNP. Gene Ontology annotation, biological process: spliceosomal snRNP assembly; mRNA splicing, via spliceosome.